Gymnodraco acuticeps is the source of this 4309-nucleotide messenger RNA. It is a transcript of the gene plekho1a, whose product is annotated as pleckstrin homology domain containing, family O member 1a. The record is from RefSeq and is a predicted model, not a curated record. Gene Ontology annotation, biological process: regulation of myoblast fusion. Gene Ontology annotation, cellular component: muscle cell projection membrane; ruffle membrane. NCBI's taxonomy places the organism in Eukaryota, Metazoa, Chordata, Actinopteri, Perciformes, Bathydraconidae. Bases 129 to 2039 code for a protein of 636 amino acids. The transcript is spliced from 10 exons.
ACACACACACACACACACACUGGCUGCAGACAACAGGCACCGAGCAGCGGGAACGCGCACCGAGCAGCGGGGCCGCGCACCGAGCAGCGGCUGCAGCUCCUCUCCGGUGAGACCGAGGCGGAGGGAGGAUGAAGAAAAGCACCCAGAGAGGACGGGGCCCGCACGACGCGGGGCCGCCGGCGCCGCUGCAGCCGGAGAAGACGGGCUGGAUCAGGAAGUUCUGCGGGCGCGGGAUCUUCAGAGAGCUGUGGAGGAGCCGGUACCUGGUUCUGAGAGGAGACACGCUGUACAUCAGUGAGAAAGAGGUGAAGGACGAAAGGAAGGCUCAGGAGGUUUUGGACUUGGCGGAUUACGAGCGUUCGGAGGAGCUGAGGAAGGCGAAGAGUCGCAGUAAGAAGAACCACAGCCGCUUCACUCUGCUGCGCUGCCGGAGGCCGGGGAACUCUGUUCCUAACCUCCUGUUCCUGGCUGUGAGUCCUGAGGAGAAGGAGUCCUGGGUCAACGCUCUGAACGUGGCCAUCAUCAAAGCCAAGAACCGCAUCUUAGACCAGGUGACCCUCGAGGAGGAAGGGUCUCUGGUUCAUCCCACCAGAGAUCGAGCAAAGAUCCCUCAGGGCCGCCGGCUGCCGACCAGAGGACACCUGCUGGCCGUGGCAUCCACCUCCUCCCACGGGAUGCUGACCCUGGAUCUGGUAGCAGAGGAGGACGGUUUCUCGUACGACGCUGACUCUCGGGGGUCCUGGGAGGCCGACCUGCCUCGGGGGGGCUCCUGUGGUCAGGUGGCAGCUGAGGGGUUCUCGGGGCUCGGCGUCCGGCAGCGAGCGGGAACAGACGUCUCGAAGCUGAGAGUCUCCAAGGAGCCCAAAGUGAAGACCAGCAGCCUGCCCAGAGGGAGCGAGCUCUCCUGGGGGAAACACCCCCACCCCGAGCCCUCAAAGACCCUCAAGAACCAGCAGGUCCUUCAGGCCCAGAGUCGGACGCCUCAGCCCGGGAAGAGGUUCAGCAUGCAGGGCCGAGGGCGCUGCGCCUCCAUGGAUGAAGUCCUGUCCUCCAGACCGGCGAUGAUUCGCUCUGAGUUUCGCUCGGCUCUCCGGCGCUGCCCGACAGAGGAGGGGUCGACGGAGGGGUCGACGUGGGGGUCGACGGGGGGGUCCGGGGGGUCGACGGUGGGCCAGCUGCAGAGCCUCAUCGCUCAGAGGAUGCAGCGAGCGCAGGAGCUGCUGGAGGAGAUGAGGCUGGAGGAGCUGCAGAAAGCCAAGGCGGAGCGAGAGCGGGGGGGCAGCUCCCCCUACCUGAAGGGCAUCGACUCCCCCCGCCUGCAUCACCUGCGAGGAUCAGACUCCCCCCACUCCAGUAAAUCGUCUGGUUCUCCUCGCAGCAGGAGUAGCGACUCCCCUCGUCUCCGGGGGAGAGAUUCUCCCCGUCUGAGGGGGAGGGAGUCUCCUCGGUCCAAAGCCAAGAAGAACCGAUCCAAAGGGACGGACUCGCCUCGCUACAGAGGAUCCAGCGACUCCCCCAAAACCAGCGACUCCCCCAAACCCAGCGACUCCCCCAAACCCAGCGACUCCCCCAAACCCAGCGACUCCCCCAAACCCGGCGACUCCCCGAAAUGCCUCAUUGUCUCCGAGGCAGCACAACUCAAACUGUCUUCGAGCUCCAACAAGGAGGACGACCCUCCUGAUUCUGAUUCCCCUCCCGACUCCCCCUGGGUUGAAGGGUCAGAUUCGCCCCAGGGGGGCACCUCCCCUCGGCGGGGGAGCCAGGAGGAGUCUCCCCUCCUCUCCUCCCCCUCCUCCCCCCCAGAGGAGGACGUGGAGGUGGGGAGGAGGCGCGACGAGGCGGAGCGUCUGCUGGAGGAAGCCGUGUCGUCGUGGCAGGAGGCGCAGCAGAUCCUGCAGGAGGUGAAGGAGCUGCAGAACCAGACGCUGAGGCGCCAGCGCAGGAAAACCUACGAGAAGAUGGAGAGGAAGAAGGAGGAAGGGGAGGAGACGCCGGCAUCACCCACCUCCCCCGAGGACGAAGGGUCUGAGACACCAUGAGACCCCACCUCAGAUACUCCUUCUCUGGAUCUCAGUGUAGCAGCGUCUCAAUAAAAACUCUAAAUUGUACUCCUCAGGGUUUUCCUCUGUGAUCCAGAUCCCCCGAUACUCCGAUCCCCCGAUACUCCGAUCCCCCGAUCCCCCGAUCCCCCGAUCCCCCGAUACUCCGAUCCCCCGAUACCCCAAGCUGACGCUACGAUCCGAUAAUACUUUAAUGGUCAGAUCAAGUCUGAAAUGUAACUUGCAUCACAGCAGCUCCAUGUGUAACAUCAACAUAGACAAACAUUCUCAAAGACCCUUGAUCAGCUGUGAGAGACACCGAUAAGCGCCAAUGUUGUUUCUACGGGUUGUACCGACCUCCGAUAAAAUAAAGCUCUCUGAUUGGCUGUUAAGCAAAGACAAACCAUCAUGAAAACAACAAAUCCCCGCCAUCAGGAUCACACCGUCUGUUUUCAUUUCACAUCUGAUCGUUACAAAAAACAGGACUUUGGAUAUCUCCACGACGACAUGAAGACGUGAAGUGAGUACAGAGUGUGUGUCCUCACAAUCCUGCGUCUAACAGCUGAUUGGACGAUGGCCUCUUCCUGUAAUUCAGGAGCAGAAUUCAGGUCCUCCGGGGGUCUCCUCUCUGCACUAACCCCCCCUGAUUUCCCUUCUUUGAGUCUCUCUUAAUUGACUAAAUGUUUAAUGAGGCGCUCCCCGUCUGUGAUCUCAGACACAAAGUCUUCCUCACAGAUAUUCAGGUUCAGGAAAUUAAAAAAGACAUUGUGUGCUUUUAAGACUUUUUUCAAAGCUACGAUGUCAACGUUUGUACGAAGGAGAUUUUUUUAAAUGACAAAAGCACUGAAGAGCACAAUCUUUCCUACAGCACUGAUUAUUAAUCUUUAUAAUAUAUAUGAUGUCUUCCUUUAGUUCCCAACGUGUCUGUGUUUCACAGCUGCAGAAAUCAGGGAGUUUCAUAUUUAAUAUUUCACAGCGUGAUGAGAGAAUAAGCAAUAAUGUCUAAACACUGUAAAAAAACCUGAAACUGUGAUUAUUGACACAGGAACGUUUACAAGACGAUAAUAUGACCGUUAUUUUUAUUAUUAAACCCGUUCUUCCACCAGCUGAGGAUCAGGCUUUAGUAAAACAAGGAUCAUCUUCAUCGAACCUCGACUCAAAAGCAACGACUGAGAAAUGAACCGAUGAUUACACGUGAUUUACAUUUGGGACAAAGUUUACAAAAGACGGAUUUAUAUCCCAUGCGUUUCAUGUCUCCUAACAAUCAUGAUGAAGUGUCCUAACAAUCAUGAUGAAGUGUCCUAACAAUCAUGAUGAAGUGUCCUAACAAUCAUGAUGAAGUGUCCUAACAAUCAGAUGAAGUGUCCUAACAAUCAGAUGAAGUGUUCUAACAAUCAGAUGAAGUCUCCUAACAAUCAGAUGAAGUCUCCUAACAAUCAGAUGAAGUGUCCUAACAAUCAGAUGAAGUGUCCUAACAAUCAGAUGAAGUGUUCUAACAAUCAGAUGAAGUCUCCUAACAAUCAGAUGAAGUCUCCUAACAAUCAGAUGAAGUGUCCUAACAAUCAGAUGAAGUGUCCUAACAAUCAGAUGAAGUCUCCUAACAAUCAGAUGAAGUGUCCGUGCUGCUCGCACACCAAGAAAGAGUUUUCUAUGAGAACAUGUUCACGCUGCCAACGGGACGACUCUGACGUGCUCCUGACCAAUCAGAAACAUGUGACUAACAAACAAGUAUUAGAAACGUAUAUGACGUUAUUUAUGCGUUGCCAACACACUUAACGUAGUACAGAUGAAAUAAGGAACGUCACGUGUCUCGAACACUUAAUGACAUUUUGCUAAAUCUGGAAAAAGGUAUUUAUGUUCCAGAAGAAAGAGAGGAAACCGUAGGACGUGUUUCUAAAUGACACGUUAACUGUAAAAAUGCACUUUCUGAAAGUAGGACGCCACGAAGAGCUGCCGGUCGUUUCCUUUAAACGUCAGAAAUCUGAUGUUUUCUUUUUAUAAAUCACUUCUUGUGUUUGUUGGUGAAAAUGUGAUUAAUUCUGCAUUUAUUUCAGUUUUUGGUCGAAACGUCUGAACUCCUCUCCAGUCUGAGUGAUGUUUGCACUGUGAGUCAUAACGUGGGGCACUGGAGAAUAUGUUCAAUGUUUUCUGAUUAUUUACCUUCAGAUUUAUAUGUUGAUGUUUUUGAAUGACUGUAUACAACAAUGCAUUGUGGGUAAAUGGAUUAAACCACCUCGUCUACACGCUGAAUAAAAUAAGCUAAUUAAAAA